CCGUCAUCUUCCUGGCACAGUCCAGUCCGGCAGGACCCACGAUCAUUUUGAGUGUUCUGUUAUUGCAGAGGCGACCUGCUGUUAAGAUUUCAAAAGUUUCAUUCAGCGUCUGCUUAUUUCUAUUGUCUUUUAAUCCCACGCCGGGUUCCCGACCGCCACUGUGAGAAAUUUAUUUGAUUGUUAGAACGUCACAGCAACAGUCAAGAUGCCUCCCAAAAAGCCGGCGGAGCCGAAGAAGAAGAAGGCCUCGGUCGAAGACAAGACCUUUGGCAUGAAAAAUAAAAAAGGUGGCAAGGCAGCCAAGCAGAUCGCCCAGCUACAAGCACAAGCGCAAUCGAACAAACCUCUUGACGAGAAGCGCAAAGCAGCGGAAAAGGCCAAACGAGAGGCCGAGAAGAAGGCAGCAGAAGACGCCAAACGAGAAACAGCCGAGCUGUUCAAGCCCGUGCAAGUCCAGAAAGUGCCGUUUGGCGUGGACCCCAAGACGGUCGUGUGUGUCUUCUACAAGCAGGGCAACUGUGAGAAGGGCAAGAAGUGCAAGUUCAGCCAUGACCUGAGCGUCGAGCGCAAGGCGGCCAAGAGGGAUCUGUACACCGAUUCGCGAGACGCCAAGGCUGCGGAGGAGGAGGAGAAGAAGAAGGAUACCAUGGAGGAAUGGGACGAAGAGAAGCUGCGCAACGUCGUGCUGAGCAAGCAUGGAAACCCGCGAACCACAACCGACAAGGUCUGCAAGUACUUUAUCGAGGCUGUCGAAAAUCAGAAGUACGGUUGGUUCUGGGUCUGUCCGAACGGGGGCGACAAGUGCAUGUACAAACACAGCUUGCCACCUGGCUUUGUUCUAAAGACGAAAGAGCAAAGGGCCGCCGAAAAGGCUCUGAUGGACAAGUCACCGUUGAACACGCUGACGCUCGAAGACUGGCUGGAUUCCGAACGACACAAGCUCUCCGGCACUCUGACGCCGGUGACACCCGAGACCUUUGCCAAGUGGAAGAAGGAGCGGCUCGACAAGAAGGCUGCGGAAGAACAGGCCCGCAAGGCUAAGGAGGCGACUGGCCGGAUGCUCUUCGAGAGCGGCAACUGGCGUGCAGAAGACAGCGAGGCCGACUCCGACUCCGACGACGAGGAGGACAACGACACAUGGAACCUCCAAGCGCUGCGACGUGAGACGGAACGGCUUCGUGAGGCGAAAGAAGAGGAGCGGAUGGCACUGGCGUACGGUGGUGCCAUUCCAAGAGCACCGGCGGCCGAUGAGACCGCCGCGCUGGAAGGCGAAGGCUGAGCUUUCUUUUUCCUGGUUUUUCCAUGCGCCGGGUGUUUUUGAGGAAAAUUGUUCCGGGGAAGGGGUGGGGGGCGCGCUUUGCGGAGGAGGAGGAAGAAGAGGGAGGAAAGUCCCCUCUUUUCCCAACGGGGUCUGGUGGGAGUCUGGGGCAAAACCCCUGAAGUUGCUCUUCACAGUAUCUUCAUCUGCCCUUUUCCGGGUGGGGUGGGUGGUCUUUUCCUUCCCUCCCCUUUCUCUAACCGAGACUGGCUGGAUGUAAGGUAUUCGCCGCAGGCUUCGCUGCACCGUCCCAGGGAGCUCUAUGCCGUGUAUGGCAUGUAAACACGGAUCAGGUAGAUCGGUGGUUAACGAGUAGAAUUGAUGAUUAGAUGUCAAGAAUAAGAUGAAGGAUUACGAGGUC
Penicilliopsis zonata CBS 506.65 is the source of this 1679-nucleotide messenger RNA. RefSeq lists its product as hypothetical. The record is from RefSeq and is a predicted model, not a curated record. Gene Ontology annotation, cellular component: cytosol. Gene Ontology annotation, molecular function: metal ion binding; mRNA binding. The transcript is spliced from 4 exons. Lineage: Eukaryota; Fungi; Ascomycota; Eurotiomycetes; Eurotiales; Aspergillaceae. Gene Ontology annotation, biological process: cytoplasmic translation. The coding region runs from base 206 to 1279 and encodes 357 amino acids.